Stegostoma tigrinum is the source of this 5447-nucleotide messenger RNA. It is a transcript of the gene nos1apa, whose product is annotated as nitric oxide synthase 1 (neuronal) adaptor protein a. Lineage: Eukaryota; Metazoa; Chordata; Chondrichthyes; Orectolobiformes; Stegostomatidae. Gene Ontology annotation, molecular function: nitric-oxide synthase binding. The transcript has 11 exons. The coding region runs from base 666 to 2207 and encodes 513 amino acids. The record is from RefSeq and is a predicted model, not a curated record.
UGGGGGACCAGGAAGCUUGUUGAGUUCUCCAACCACACGGAGCGCAGUGAUGUAACUUUACGCCAAUAAAAAUCGGUCGGAAUUCCCGGGCGCUGGCCAAUGGGAGCAAGUCGGGUUCUCUUUUUUUUCCCCUUGUGUCUGUGAGAAUGUGUCGGCUGAUUGGGAAGUGUUGACAUGGCGCUGCUGUCGGAGAGGACGGGAUACGGAGGAGCUACGGUAGCAGGAGCCCAGGCACCGGCGGCGGCAGCAGUGGUAGCUAAACCGGAGGCUGAACGCUAGCUGCCGGCCAAGAGCAGUGCAGGCAGCCGCUCGGUGAACGAGUCUGCUGCUGCACCAUCGUUAGGGCUCUCGGUCUAAAGCUAAGGCUCACCAUCUACUGCAUAUGAAUAGGAUCCGCCACCAUCCAAAUCCUAGGCUUUAGGUACAUGGUGUGGGAUGGGGGGCUGGUUGUAACCGCCCCUAAAGUUUCCCCAGUUAGUUUGUCUGUCAUAUAGAUUCUAUGUGUAUAUAUUUAUGUAUACACACAUGUAUAUCAAGUUGUGCCAGUGUUUUUAAAUUAAAAUUCCCCUGCUGCAGGCUAGCUGAGGGUUUUGUUUUCCUCUCGUUUUGCUUUUUUUUAAUUUGCCCCAGUUGCUUUCUGGUUACAAUUGUUUGUUUAAACCAACAUGCCUAGCAAAACCAAAUACAACUUAGUGGACGAUGGACAUGAUUUGCGUAUUCCUUUGCACAAUGAAGAAGCUUUCCAGCACGGCAUCAGCUUCGAGGCGAAGUACAUCGGGACCCUGGAUGUACCCAGGCCGAACAGCAGGGUGGAGAUCGUUGCUGCUAUGAGGAGGAUAAGGUAUGAAUUCAAAGCCAAGAAUAUCAAGAAAAAGAAAGUGAGUAUAAUGGUGUCAGUGGAUGGAGUCAAAGUGCUUCUCAGGAAGAAAAAGAAGAUGACCAGGAGUCUAGAAGCUAAGGAUGAGGACAGGAGAGUGACCCCGACUUCAUUCUGGAUGACUCUCCUUAAGAAAGAGUGGACCUGGGAUGAGAGCAAGAUGUUGAUUAUGCAGGAUCCUAUCUACAGGAUAUUCUAUGUGUCCCAUGACUCCCAAGACCUGAAGAUCUUCAGUUACAUUGCCAGGGAUGGUUCCAGCAACAUUUUCCGAUGCAACGUCUUCAAAUCUAAAAAGAAGAGCCAAGCAAUGAGGAUAGUGCGAACUGUAGGCCAAGCCUUUGAGGUGUGCCACAAGUUGAGUCUGCUGCACACUGAGCAACCUGUAGAUGGAGAGGAUGACCAAAGAAGUGAAGAAAGUGCGGACAACAGCAGUGCCCCAGCCCAACGGCUCACUGAGGCAGAGAAAGAGGCUUCAGAAGAGACUGAUAUAGAUGCCAUUGAACCGCCCCUGCACGAUGGCUCUGAGGCCAAUUUCAGCCGGGGUGUGACUGACUUGGACGCAGUACGCAAGGAGCAGAAUCUUCACAAGGUCGAAAAGUUCCAUGACGAUAGUCCCAGUAUUCUCCUGGCUACUCCCAAAAUGUUGCUACCUUCAGCAAGCCAGCUGCCAUCAGGCACCCCACUCUCAGUUCAUCACCAGAUCCAGCUCCUUCAGCAGCACCUGCAACAGCAACAGCAGCAGACCCAGGUGGCUGUGGCCCAGGUUCAUUUACUGAAGGAUCAGUUGGCGGCUGAGGCAGCAGCUCGGAUUGAGGCCCAGGCUCGAGUCCAUCAGCUACUGCUCCAGAACAAGGACCUACUCAAACACAUCUCACUGCUCGUGAAACAAGUGCAGGAAUUGGAGCUGAAACUUGCUGGCCACAGUUCAACAGGCUCGCAAGACAGUUUAUUGGAAAUCACCUACCGAUCGACUGUGCCACCGGUGCUGUGCGAUCCCACCACACCCAAACCUGAGGACAUUUGCCUGCCACAGCUAUGUGAUGGAUCAGACCUCCCCCUUCCACUGGGAAGUCCACUAGGUAUGGAUGACUGUCUGGUAAAACUGGAGUGCUUCCAAUUCCUGCACGAUGAAAAGAGGUCCCAUGAAGAAUUCAUGGGCAGUCUGGAGCUGAUCAAAUUCCGAGAAUCAGGAAUAGCGUCUGAAUACGAGUCUAAUACAGAUGAGAGUGAGGAGAGGGACUGCUGGGUUAAUGAGGAGUCAAUUCGGUUAAUGAAUGUGCUGAAGAGGCAGGAUAUGGGGGAUUGUCUGGAUGAUGAAAUUGCAGUGUAGUCACCGCUGCUUCUGUAAUUGAAAUGUGACACACUGAUCUGUUCCAAUGGUCAACCAGACAGAGCUGUCAUGUGGAAAUAAUGGCAACUGAUUUCUAAUCCCGACCCAAUCGAUUUAAAGUAACAGUAGUGCAAUCUGUUUAAAAUCAGCCUGUACUUUGCUUCUUUAAAUAUCUAGUUCCAAAGUUUCAUAAGAAAGAAUUGAUGCAUCAUCACAUUCUUUAAACAUUGCGGAAAAGGUAGAAGCUUACAAAUGCCUAAAGUAGGCAAACUGAGACACAGUUAUAAGCAGUUAAUGAAUCGGAUCCGUGUAAGCAAUAUCUCUUUGAAGUGAAACAUUCAAACCAUCGAUAAAGUGAUUACUUGUGUAUUGAAGUCACAAAUGCUGACAAAGUCAACAUUCUGUCCUUUCAGCUGGCCACAGUGUUUUACUUGCUAUUAGUAUGUUGUGUUGGUUAGCAAGAGAUAGGAACAUUCCAUCUGUACCUCAUUUAUUUGUCAUAGUCACUUCAGAAAUAAUACUGAAGAUCACUUGAGCACGAAUAACAAAUAUUUGAUUGAGAGGAUAUGUAGUUCUAGAAUUGUACAUCUCCCUGAAAACCAUUCACUACGAGCGCUUUGUCCAAAAUAGCCCAGGUGGGAACUGUAUAACUUGAAAACAUUUUACACCUGUGUGUCUAGUGUUAAAUUAGAAGUACUUUUGAAAAGCACCGUGCAAACACAGCAAGGUCCCAUAUACUUUCAAAUACUGGGUUUCACCAGCAUGCCAGUAGCUAUUGGUGGAUUCAUUAUUAAUUUGGGGCUCUGUCUUGAGAAAAAUGAUUGACAAAUCUUUCCAUUUUGGCUGCUUUGUGAACAGCAGUCAUUUAAACAUUAUCGUGAGAUGUCUUCAAAUCCAGACAUGGCAUAUGUGAAUUUUUGAGUCUUUCCUCUGCCACAAAACAAGUUUACCAAAUUGAUGGUAGAUAUGGAAGCACGUCAACCUACAAUGAAACUGUUUGCUAGUAUAAAUGGAGGUUGAAUGAUCAUCGUUUUGGCAGGUCAAGACUCUGAGGAAUUGCGCAUCUCCUCCCAUAAAAGCAAAGUCCUGCAGAUGCUGGAAAUCUGAAAUAAGCACAGUGAAGGUUGGAGCAGGCCUGGCAGCAGGUAGAGACAGAGACAGAUUUAAUGUUUCAGGUCCAGUAUGAUUCGUCUUUGGAACUCUCCUGAAUAAGAGCCAUACUGUCCUCAAAACUUUGUGUUUGUUGCAUGUCCUCUCUGUUGUGUUAGCAUCAUGUGUAGCCAAUGCAAUUAGCUAUCUCCGACUAGAGGAAGCUAGUGUGUUUUUAUUUGGUAAAUCUUGAACCAAACAAACAAAGGUUUGAGGUGGGAAGCGGGUGAAAGUCCUCCUUUUAGUUUGAAUCGGUGUCAACUGUUGGUUUAUAAUAGAUUGGAGGGAAAUUUUUUGUAUUCGGCUGCCAAUGGCUAGACUAAUAACCUUCCCAUUCAUCACACUGCAGUCUCCUGGAUGGAUGGUGAGGUGUUAUUUGGCUAGAUUUUCCACAUAUUCGGAGUUAGAAAUGUCAGCUCAAAGUGGAUCCAAGUUUGGACUUGUCAUUCAACUGACACAGUGAGGACACCCUCCAUCGAUCUCCCUUCAACCUGGGGAAAGCAAAAAAGACUUGGAACUUGUUUUUGGCCUCAUGGCAAACAAUUUUGAAUAUGUAAAAUAAAGCAGAUGAAGGAUAAUAGGUGAAGUUGGUUAAUCUAGGGACUUGCGCUAAUCGGAAUAAAUCUAAGGAGGAAAACCAUCGGGGAGAAGGAAGGCAGGCAGAAGUUUUAUACAACAGAUGAUUUAAAACUUUGUGUGGUGACUUUACACUUUAUGACUGCAAUAUCUCAGCUAAUUGAGGAAGCGCAAGGGAUUUUCAUGGUUAGUAAAUUUUGACUAAAUCCUUUCUAAAUAAAAGGAGGCACAGAGAGCUCAGAAUUCGUUGAAGGCGUCAUGACUCUGGGGUUAGUCUUUCUUUCCAAGUAUUGCUGCUGCCAGAAAUGGUUCAUAAUUCAAGCAUGUGAGUUCUUUAAGGUGAAUUAAAUUAUGUGACGUUUAGAACAGCAAAAUAAAACCUCGCAUAAAACUGGAGGUGAAUAAAUUCUGGCUUGAAUGGAUGUUAGCAAAGGAUUUCUGGGUGAAUUUAAAUAUUGGGAGCUGGUUUCUGCUCACAGAUCACUACAGGUUCCUCUUUUGUGGUUUCUCGUAUUAUAUAAAUCUCUUUGAUUUUAUGUCUCCCAUCUUGUAACCACCUUAUCUAUAAUUCUAGAUCUGAAAGCAUUUUCGUGACCAUUUUAUUUAUAGUCUGUUCCAGUACAGUGAUACAUUUUGAAAAUGAGAAGACAAAGAUGACGAGGAGCUGCCCUUUUCAAAACCGCUGUCACUGGAUGCUUUGCUUUCAAGUUUGCUGACCAACCCAGAGCAAUGACUUCCAACCACACAGCAGGGCGUCCCAGCAAAGACUGGGCUUUGCCUUCCGUUGGACAGAUUCAUUCAAUUCUCUGCUCUGGCUGUCCACAUGAGAUCUAUGACCGUGCCAUGGCAGCUGCCUGCAGAGCUGGGAAUAGAUGGGUGGUGGACAAAGGAAAACACUCUGGUCCAUCUAGUACUUCUAUCGUCUUGGUAGUGACCUUGUAUCAUGCUGGUGUUAUUGAUCAAUCAAACAUUCUUCUGAGUCUACAGUGCACCAGAUAUGAGGCAAGAGAAAGCCCUGUUGUGGUAGGAUUUUCAGAGCCAUUGUUCUUCCUCCAAAGCAUAUGACAUUUACCGUAUCAUCCCUCAAAUUGGUCGAAUGUUCUUUCGAAGUAAUAAAUCUAUCCAAGCGGUAGGGAAAAUGAGAGCUUAGUUGAAACUAAAAGGCUGGAAUGAAAUAUUUUAUUUUGCAAGUCUAUUGUUACAUUGAAUUUAUGUCUGAUUCUGCUAGGGACUGUUCUCCCUCACAGAGCAUAGAAAGUAGGAUCAGAAGUAGGCCUUUUAGCCCAUCAAACCUGCAGCGCCAUCCUGUGUAAUUGUGCUGUCCAUUCAACUGUUCCCACUUUCACCCCAUACAUUUUGAUCCGUUUUGUUCUAAGAACUGUAUCUGACUCAUUUCUUGAAAACAGUUAUAUCUGGACCUGUGAGAAAGUGUCUGUAAAACCUUUCUUCUGUGGUUGGUUGCCUCGCCGAGCUGGUUCAUUGUUUCGCAGAUGUUUCACUUCCCUGCUGGGUCAC